This is a messenger RNA of Beta vulgaris subsp. vulgaris (sugar beet), 2712 nucleotides long. Its product is annotated as wall-associated receptor kinase-like 2. Gene Ontology annotation, cellular component: plasma membrane. NCBI's taxonomy places the organism in Eukaryota, Viridiplantae, Streptophyta, Magnoliopsida, Caryophyllales, Amaranthaceae. Gene Ontology annotation, molecular function: calcium ion binding; ATP binding; protein serine/threonine kinase activity. The transcript is spliced from 3 exons. The record is from RefSeq and is a predicted model, not a curated record. Gene Ontology annotation, biological process: cell surface receptor signaling pathway; protein phosphorylation. Bases 576 to 2495 code for a protein of 639 amino acids.
CACAUAGAAAUAAAAGUACUUGAGGCACAUAUGCUUCGAUUGAGCUACAUAAAAGCUUAAAAUACACAUUACGUGGUUGACCCACAAGUAAACGCCAUGUCCUCUUCCAAUCAACUUAUCUUCUACUAUUUCUCAUAUAUCACACAAUCAGCCCAAAAACACCACAAAAAUUGGUUAAAUUGGGGCUGAGAACUGAUAAUUAUUCUUUCUUGAAUAUGGAUUCCAUACUUUCAGUAAUACUGCUAAUAUUAUUAGGCCUCCAAAUUGUGGAAGGAAGAUCUCCCUCACAAAUAGCCCUUCCUAAUUGCCCAGAAAAGUGCGGCAAUAUCACCAUCCCUUAUCCAUUUGGAAUUGGUGAUAAAUGCCAUUACAAAUCAGACUCAGACAAUGGUUUAUUAUACAAUCUCAGCUGUAACCUUACUACCACUCCUCCAAGUCUAACUUACGGGACGAGCAUAGAGGUAGUGAACAUCACUUUGGAAGGUGACUUUCGGAUACAUAGCCAUAUUUCUUAUGUUUGUUUUAACCGAUCUAGUAGCACUACACCUACAUAUAUACGUUAAUCUUCGGUGUAUAUGGAUAAAUUUACUCUCUCGACAACUCAAAAUUAUUUUGGUGCAAUUGGCUGUGACACCUACAUAUGGCUCUAUGGUGAGAUGAGUAUCGAGAGAAGAAAAGUCCGGUCAGGAUGUAUGACGGCAUGUGCUGCACCAGCAGAUAUUGGGGAUAGCAAUAUAUGCUCUGGGAUUGGCUGCUGUCUGGUCUCCAUUCCAAAUGGAGUAACAAAUCUAGAUUUAGAGGUUCAUAGUUUUCAUCAUCAAAACAUCACGGAUUUCAAUCCGUGCAAUGUCGCAUUCAUUGUGGCAAAGGAUUAUGGUGCUGUUGGUGCAUUACCCUUCUCUGUCAAGGAGAUGCUAACCAAAAAUGGUACUUUUUAUCAGCCAUUGCAAUAUCCUGUUGUGUAUGAUUGGUCAAUUGGAUACCAAAAUUGUAGAAAAGCGCAACUUUCUGGGGAGUACUUAUGCAAAGGAAACAGUACUUGCAUUGACUGGCCAUACAGAGAAGGGUACCGCUGCCAGUGCAAACCUGGAUUCCGGGGUAAUCCCUACCUUUAUGCUUGUCAAGAUAUUGACGAAUGCCUGGAAGAGAACUCGAGUCCGUGUCGGCAACCAGCAAUUUGUUUCAACACAAAAGGAAAUUAUACUUGCAAAUGCCCACAAGGCUACAGCCGUCGCAAUAGUGAAGACAUGAAUGAUCUUUGUAUCGCUGAAAACCCCAAGUUGUCGAUGCUAAUUAUCAAAAUUAUUGGAGGAUUUACCUUGGGAUUGAUAAUUUUGAUCCCUUUUGGAUGGUGGUCAUAUUCAGAGAACAAAAGACGACAAGAUAUCAAACGACGAGCAAAUAACUUUGAGAGAAAUGGUGGUAUCUUGCUCCAACAACAAAUGUCAUCUGAUGAAAGAGUUGUAGAUCGAAUAAAGAUCUUCACAAGCAAUGAACUGGAGAAAGCCACUGACAACUUUAAUGAAGAUAGAAUACUUGGACAAGGAGGCCAUGGUACUGUCUAUAAAGGAAUGUUGGGCGAAGGCAGAAUUGUUGCUGUGAAGAAGUCUAACAAAUUGGAGGAAAGUGAACGAGGAGAGUUCAUCAAUGAAGUGGUUAUCUUAUCUCAAAUUAAUCACAGGAACAUACUGAAGUUGUUGGGAUGUUGUUUGGAGACCGAAGUCCCAUUACUCGUUUACGAGUUUAUCCCUAAUGGGACGCUCUCCCAUCAUAUUCAUAAUCCUAGUGAAGAGUUUCCAAUCACUUGGAAAAUGCGGUUACAAAUUGCUUCUGAUAUAGCUGGAGCACUUGCUUAUUUGCAUUCUUCGUCUUCCACGCUUAUCUAUCACAGGGACAUCAAAUCUUCUAACAUACUUUUAGACGAUAAGUACAGGGCAAAAUUAUCAGAUUUUGGGACUUCGAGAGCUGUGGAUAUCGAUCAGACCCAUGUAGUUACUCGUGUUAUGGGGACGUUCGGUUAUAUGGAUCCAGAGUACUUCCAGUCCCACCAAUUUACCGAGAAAAGUGAUGUUUAUAGUUUCGGUGUGGUCCUUGUUGAGCUUUUAACAGGACAAAAGGCCGUCCGUGCUGCAUCAGAACAAGAUAGAAGUUUGACAGGGUGGUUUCUUUCUCAUAUGGAAAGCUCGUCUUUGUUUGAUAUUGUAGAUCAUCAAGUCUUCCAAGAGGGUUCAGAGGAGGAGUUUCUCACUAUUGCUAAUCUUGCAAGGCAAUGUCUUAACUUAGAUGGGAAGAGCAGACCCACCAUGAAACAAGUGCUAAUAGAAUUAGAAGUUGUCUUGUCACUUCAUGUACCGCAAGCAAAUGAUCCAAAGAAGCCAAAAUCUGAACUAGUGUUUGCUGGAACAACCAGUAAUUCACAGCACGCUAACACAUUUUAUUUGGAGAAUAGCGCUUCAAAUUCUGCUGAAGUGUCUCUACUAUUUAAUCCUAGAUAAUAGCUUAGAAUCCUCUUAGAUUUUUUUAGAAGUAAGUUAGUAUCUUUAAACAUUAGGUAAUAUGCCGUUACUACUUUUAUGACACUCUUAUGUCCAAUGUUUUGGUGGGUAUUUCUAGUUCUUAGAAGACUAAUAAAAUCUGUGACUGUUCAAAUGGUUGUUAACUUGUCACCAUGCUUUCUGUAAUUGUUUUUUAAAAUAUUAGAGUUUUGUUGAA